Molecule: messenger RNA, 1041 nt
Organism: Cynara cardunculus var. scolymus (artichoke)
Lineage: Eukaryota; Viridiplantae; Streptophyta; Magnoliopsida; Asterales; Asteraceae
Product: proline-rich receptor-like protein kinase PERK2
Exons: 1
Coding region: 1-1041 (346 amino acids)
Source: RefSeq, a predicted model, not a curated record
AUGGCUACCCAGCAAGGAGCUCCAUCCCGUCCAUGGUUCCGAUUAGCCACCAUGGCUCGUCCACCUCCAUCUGCACCAACCCCUCAACCCCCUUCCCCACCCCAACCACGCCCACCCUUCAUUCGACCCGCAUUCACUCAAGCCCCACCUCCUCCACAACCACCUGCUAAUGCUGUAGCACCACAACCAUCAUCACCUACACUUCCCAAGGACUCACGCCCCGUGCCUCCUUCCUCAAACCCUCGCACUCCACCAUUGCAACCAUCUCUACCUCCAUCAGCAGUCGCAACUUCCUCUCCGCCAUCACGUUCCACCGCACCAUCUUUGACAGCUACUAUGGCCCCAACCAUCAACCGAGCUGCCACUCCAACAUCUUCCCCUCCAAAAACUGUCAAACCACUAGAAAAAACCUCACCUCCAUCUCCUAACAUCAAGCCUCUUUCUCACCCUCCAUCUCCAUUGGCUCUCCCUUCACCACAACUUAAGUCCUACCAUGCACCACAAUACGAUCAAAAGAGCGUACUUGUACAAGAAACAAAAGAAAAGCCUAAAGCUAAUUUGAACAAUGGUGACCUUCGUAGACAUAUGGCUCCCGAUACUCAUAACCCAAUAAAUGGAGCACCCAAAAAACCAGAAGCUUCUAAAAACCACCUGGACUCUGAGGAUCUUGGGAUGACGAUUAUAACAAUUUCAGGUGAAAACAAAGGAGCUAUCAUGGACUUCACCCCUUUUGGCAACAAGACUCAUAAGUUUGGAAACAACCCACACAGCCUCCACAUGAAAAAAGACAAUCCGACUGCUUCAAGUGAUGGCGACAAGUCGGGAACUAAUUCAGAUGGCAAGUCGAAGGCGAAGAACAAGAAUCAGAAAUCAAAGUCACCACUCAUCACUACUGCAGUCAUGAAUAGUAACGUACAGGGUGUAAACAAUUCGAUUCUCUACAAUUGUUCCACCACUCAUCAUGACCCUGGUAUCCAUCUCUCUCUCUCAAGGAAGCCCAGUGGUGGCCAUCGCUUUUUACUCAAGGAUCACAUAAACUAG